This is a messenger RNA of Dacryopinax primogenitus, 1777 nucleotides long. RefSeq lists its product as uncharacterized. The record is from RefSeq and is a predicted model, not a curated record. The coding region runs from base 149 to 1399 and encodes 416 amino acids. NCBI's taxonomy places the organism in Eukaryota, Fungi, Basidiomycota, Dacrymycetes, Dacrymycetales, Dacrymycetaceae. Gene Ontology annotation, cellular component: fungal-type vacuole membrane. Gene Ontology annotation, biological process: amino acid transmembrane transport. Gene Ontology annotation, molecular function: L-histidine transmembrane transporter activity; L-lysine transmembrane transporter activity; L-tyrosine transmembrane transporter activity. The transcript is spliced from 6 exons.
GGAAGUCAACGGAGUCAUCAGUGAGGAUGAAGCUCCGUAUGAUGAGUCGUCGUCUUUGCUCGCAAGGCAGAAAGGUGGCUCGAGCUAUGGGCCUGCAAGCCUACUUUCAAGUAUAGCCAACCUAGACAACACGAUCAUUGGCAGUGGGAUGCUUACCUUCCCCCUCGCAAUGGCUUCAUCAGGAAUUAUACCAGGGAUCUUCACCUGCAUAUUCUGUGGCUUCGUUGCUGGUCUCGGCUUGUUCUACCUCUCACGAUGUGCGAGCAAAGUUCGACCGCAACGCUCAGCCUCGUUCUACAGCGUUGCUCAGCUUGCUUUCCCUGCCGCCUCCCUCUUCUUUGAUCUGGCGAUCGCGAUCAAGUGCUUUGGCGUGUCCAUAAGCUAUCUUAUCAUCAUCAAAGGGCUAAUGCCAUCCGCAACCAAAGCUGUGUUCCAUGCGAUGAACUGGGGAGUGGUGCCUCCUGUCUUGGCCAGUGGGAGAUUCUGGGUCACACUCAUCACCGGCAUGCUGGUCCCUCUAUGCUUUCUGAGGAAACUGGAUAGCUUGAGACACACCUCAUACGUUGCACUCUUCAGCGUUGUAUACUUGCUUCUUGUCGUCAUCGUCUGCUACUUCAAGCCACCUCCUGGAAGUGUGCCUCCUGGAGAGAUACAUUUGAUCAAGCUUGAAAAGGAUUUCAUUUCCACAUUCCCUGUUCAAGUGUUCGCAUUCACAUGCGCUCAGAACCUGUUCCCAAUAUACAACGAGCUUCAUACAAACACACAACCGCGUUUGAACCUCGUAAUCGGCACCGCUGUGGGGGGUGCCACGGUGAUCUACGAGAUCAUCGCUAUCUUCGGGUACCUCACGUUUGGUUCGCACGUUGGCGCCAACAUCAUUGCGAUGUAUCCGGAAACAACACUGUUUGUCGCGGUUGGGCAAGUGGCCAUUGUGGUCCUUGUGCUGUUCUCCUACCCGCUACAGGUGCUACCGUGUCGGAAUUCCCUCGAUAAGGUUUGGGACGAUGCAGACAAGGUUGUGCAUAAGGUAGACCGUGCCAUCGAGGGUGAGGAGGAUGGCGGUAUUGAGCCUCUCCCUAUUCAAGUACAUGAUGCACACGACCCCAGCCAGAUGGGGCUCAUGAAGCAUAUAUUGCUGACGUGCAUCAUCAUUGCGGGGGGAUUCAGUAUCGCGUUCUUCGUGGACGACUUGCAAUUGGUGCUAUCGUUUGUGGGUUCGACGGGUUCGACUACGAUCUCGUUCAUCCUCCCUGGCCUGCUUUACUUCCAGCUCUUCCGACGUGAUCGCGACAGCACCCCACUGCUCAAGUGGGGCGCUCUAGCCCUCGCCAUCUACGGGACGUUCAUCCUCAUUUUCUGUCUCUCGUUCAAUAUUUACAAGGUAGUGAGCAGUUCAUAGAGCGAGGGCGCGCCAUCAUGGAACAUAUUUUCUGGAACAGGGACUGUAUUAGAUAGGAUGCAGUUUGAAAACAGGCACACAGGCCGUUGUUUUGUACGAAAGCCUGCGCGGAGCCUGAAUAAGGUUUCGGACGGGGUUUGUGAGCCCAGAUCUUCACGGGAGCCGUACCGACUGGGAUGUACGAUGGUUCCCGAGCAUCCGGCGAAUCUCAUAUUCUAAAUUCCAACCAGAGGCACGCAUCAGAGAGUGCAGAAUUUGGUAUUUUCACAGGAUCUGCAAGGUAACGUCGUGAAUCAGUGAAGUGGUUCAAUUGAAUCCUGUUUGUUCACUUAUUGAGCAUAGAAAAUGGAAGCUGCUUCUCCUAUAAGUAGUAGAAGG